ACCACUUCACGCACUUCACGCACCGCUUCACGCACUUCACGCACGACUUCACGCACCACGAACAACGGCAGCAACAGCAACAAAGGGCUGACCAGUCAGACGUUUCCGGAAGAAGAGCCCGACAGCAAUGGAAGGGUGGGUGCGUCGCAGGGCCGAUCUGCGACAAUGGAUAUGGAACACUCGCUACUUGGUGCUCGACCCUCGCACAGGACUCCUACACUAUUUUGGUAAAGAAUCGGACCGCAGGCCAAGGCGAACGUACUUGCUGCAUUCUGGGUGCAACGUAACAGACCCCGUGAACAAAGACGGCGAUGAUGCAGAAGGAUCCUUUUGGUCCUUCAAGCUCACCCUCACCAAACCCGGCCGCGGCAGCAGCGGCGGCGGUACUGCGGCUCCUAGUGCCGGGACAGGUAACACCAGCGCCACCAGCACCAGCCCAGAUGCGCAGCAGUCGCCGGCCUCACAGCAUGCGCGCUACGUCUUCGAUGACUACGACGAGGACACACUGGCGGAUCGCGACACAGAGGAAGAGUUCCACGACGCCCUUGACAGCCAUCGCCAACAGCAGCACCUGCGUGGUGCAAAUGGUGACAUCACAACAGCAGCAACAACAACAAACCCACAAGCACAGGCGCAUCUACAACCACCCGCGGGCAACAACAACACAGAGGCCAAGCAACAGCAGCACCAGCAGUACCAGCAGCAAGGUCAGCGCCGUUUGGGCGAGAGCGGACCGGGGCAGCGGGUGAGCGUGAACGGCACCCCAGCACCAGUCGACAAGGACGUCUCCGUUGAGCAACUGCAACCGCAGCAGCAACCGGCCCCGCCAUCGUCGCCAGUAGCGCGCCCAAAGUCGCCGUCCACGGCCAACACGGGCACACGUGGUCGCUCCAAAUCAAGCCCGCUCACACGUGAUGUCUCAACACCAGAACUGCAACCCCGGCGCCUUCAACACCAACAGCAGCGCCAGCAACAGGAGGAACCACAACAACCACAACACCAACAGCAACCACAGCAACAGCAACAAGAAGAGCCGCGGCCACAGCAAGGCAGAGACAAGGCGGCUUCAUCGCCGCCACCGCCGCAAGCAGCAGCGCAGAUCAUUGGCAGCAUGACAGCAGCAGCCAUGCUGGCCACACCGCCGCCGCAGCCGGGCAAGAAGCCCGCCAAGGUGGUGAAGAGCGGGGCUGUGCUUGAGCUCGGUGUCAACUCACGCAAGGAGGCCGAGCAGUGGGUGGUGGCACUGCGCACCGCCAUGCAGCGAAACCCCGAGGCCGCCACCGCACGCACAGCAACACCGCCGCCGCAAGGCACCGCAACAACAACAACAACGGCAAGCGCAACACCAACAGCAACGGCCGGUGCUGUGCGGGAUGAACAGCAGCGGAAGAAGCGGCGCGGGCGGUUUCUGCGGCGCCAGCGCUCAACACCGAGCACCGAACGCACGGCAGCACAGCAGUACACCGAGGCAGCAGCACAACCACAUGCACAGCACCGCCACCGCCGCACAAGCAGCGCAGACGGGGCCGGGACCGGUGGCGAUGGUGGUGAUGGCGAGGAUGGUGAGGACGGUGAGGUGGAGGAGGCACAGGCAAGAGGUGCGGUUGCAACAGCAACAGGGACUGCGCCCACCAUGCGGGCAGCCGCUGGUGCCACUGACGAUGAUGACGAUGAUGAUGGUGGCUACAACGGGCUCGGUGGAGGCGGGCUCGGCCGCAUGUCCAUGCAUGCGGAGGAUCUUGGCUCUGUACCGGAGCAGCUGCAGGAGCUCGUGGAUCACCGAAACGACGAGUCACCACUGCGCGCCGUCAAUGUCGUCGUGCACGAUGUCGUGUCCGGGCUGACCGUGUACCGGGAGGUGGAGGAGGUGCCGAGCGUGGCCCAGUACCAUGCCACGAUCGAGGCAGACAACCGCCACACGCUGCGGCGCAUGGCUGCCACCGUCAUUGUGCUGCUCGCCUGCUACCUCCUGCUUGAGCACGGCCUCUCCGUUGUGUCUGUUGCUACCGCCCUGUGUGCCGCCGGUGGCGUGUACUGGCUGCUGCACCACGGCCCGCGCCGCCUCACCCGUGCCGGUGGCCUUGGCGGCUCCCCAUUCGCGUCAUCAUCGCCACCGUCCUCGUCAUCCUCCAAAGCAACAACAACAACAUCAUCAUCAUCAGCCAGCCGCCGUGCCCGCAACCGCACGCCCGUGUAUGUUGCCGGCCACUCUGUGCGCGGAACACCAAAGGAGGUGCACGCAGCGCUCAUGUCUGUGCGCGAUGGCCGCGUGCUGUGGGACGGCGCUAACAUCUCCGUCACCGUGCUCGAAAAACAGGACAAACACGUCGACAUUGUGCACAUGGUGCAGAGGCCGGUCAAGGCGUGGCCCUUCUGGUGCCAGCCGCGCGACUGCGUGUGUCUUCGCUACUGGGCGCGUGAGGCAGAUGGCUCGUACGUGAUCGUUCUCCAGUCGACAGAGCACCCUGCCGCGCCGCCGCGCCAGGGCACCGUGCGGGCUGACGUGCUGCAGUGGACAUUCCUCAUCUGCCCGAUGAAGCCUGAGUAUGCGGAGCGCGACCACGUUGUCCGCAAGUCGUAUGUCGUGGAGACGGUGCAGUACAACCCCAACUGGCUGACGACGUGGAAGGUGAUUCCGCCCAUCAACUCGUUCCUGUUCAUCCGCCCCAUGAUGACCAACCUCCUCUCCCUCAGCGAGUACAUGGCCAGCCGCGACUUUGUUGACGCCGUCACACGCGGGCGCAUCGCCGCCGAUGAGACGGACCUUGCUUUCCUCUCCCCGUCUGCCUCGCACGUGCCCCGCGGCUUGGGCGGCGGUGGCGCGAGUGACGGCGAUGUGAGUGAUGGCGGGGACGAUGAAGCAGAGGGUGAGGCUGAGGGAAGUGGCGGCGGUGGUCGUGGUGUAAAGCAGCGACGGAAACGCAAGCAGCGCAGCACACACAGCAGCAGCAGCGGUAGUAGUGGUGAUGGUCGUGGCGGUCGUGGCGGUCGUGGCGGACGGAAGCAGCGGCAGCGCGGUGCUGCAAGCCGGCGGCCGCCGAGCUUCUUCGAGCCGCCGCAGUUCCCUGUUGGCGAGGACGGCACCAUGCACAACAUCCCGUUGCUUGCAUGCACCACGCCCACCAACGAGUGGAAGGAGCCCUUCUGCUGCAAGUUUCGCGUGCGCGGGCCAGACUAUCUUGAGACGCGCGUGAAGGUGACGGCAGAACCCGCCCUGUUCCAUCUUGUCGCUGUUGACAAGUUCAGCUUUGAGGACCCGAGCGAGCAGACACACAUUGCCCCGCGCAGUAGUAAGUGCAAGUUUGACCCGUCGCUGACGGCGGGGGAGCUGGCGGCCGCGUACACGCUGGUGGUGUGCAUCACGCCCCCAAGCACGCGCAACAUCUCCAUCGUGCUGUACUUCCGGCCCCUCGAUCCGCACUGGCGCCAUCGCAACCCGCGCUUCACGCGCCUGUUUGACCGCUUUGUUGAGGGCGAUGACGCCUACCGAAACGCGCGGUUCAAACUUCUUCCGGACAUUGUGAAGGGCCCGCUGGUCCUGCGCUCCGCUCUGCGUUCGCGGCCGGCCAUUCCCGGGAAGAAGGUUCCCAUCGGCUACUACCGCGGCGACAACUGGUUUGAGAUUGACAUCGACGUCAGCAAGGCGGGCAAGGCCAAGUUCAUUACGUCACUCGCGCUACCGAUUGCAAAGAGCAUUGUCGUGGACCUUGGGUUCCUGAUUGAGGGCCAGAGCCCGGAGGAGCUUCCUGAGCAGAUUAUGGGCGCCAUUCGCUUCAACAAAAUGGAUUUGUCGCAGUUGACGCGCAUCCCCGCAGGCGGUGCCUUGGAUGGAGAAGAGGGGGAAGAGGAGGCGAAAGGGAAGGAAUCUUCAUCGCAGUGAUGCUCAGUGGUUGAGAGGAGAUUUAAUUUGUAUGUGUGUCUCUGUGUGUAGUGUGUAUGUGUGUGUGUAGUGUGUGUGUGUGUGCGUAUUAUGCGAUGCUGUUGACACGAUUCGAGCGCUUACUCGUGCGUGUGUUGGUGUGGCACGAAGGAAUUAUUGACUUUGCUUGAACUGUUUGACCGAUUGUGUGUUGUUUAUACUUGGCCUCCACGAUGUAUGGUAUAGACACGUGAAAUGACA
This is a messenger RNA of Salpingoeca rosetta, 4120 nucleotides long. RefSeq lists its product as uncharacterized. The record is from RefSeq and is a predicted model, not a curated record. The transcript is spliced from 2 exons. Gene Ontology annotation, molecular function: lipid binding. Bases 128 to 3880 code for a protein of 1250 amino acids. Lineage: Eukaryota; Choanoflagellata; Craspedida; Salpingoecidae.